CAUUAAGAUGUUGUUGCGUUAGCGACGCUUUGCAUAUUAGACGACGGGAUGGCUGAAGGUCACGCUGUUUCCACUCAGACUGUGAUAUCUCUUCUGCUGAUUUGCAUGAGCACGCGAGCAAGUCGAAUAAACGCUCGAAGAUACACGAUGUUAUUGCAAUAGCAAGCAUUUGCAUAUAAGACAACUCGUUGGAUAAAGGUCGUACCUUUUUACUCUAGCCGGUGUCGCCUUUGCAACUCGAAGACAGGAAAAAUAAUUACUAUGCGAUACAUGUUGCGCCGCAGGAAAAAGAAGAAGAAAAAAAGACGCAGUAUACUAAUGACAGCCACCUCCAUGCUGACUGCUUUGAUUUCUGAACAGAGCGAGCCAGCCCGGGUAAAGCCGUAAUUACCUCUCAAGGAUAAACGAUAAUAUCACUUUCCUCAUCACGUCUUUGGGGCGAGACGGUCGACGCUGCACUCUCAUAGGCAAACGAAGCGACUUCUAUAUAAGACGGUUCGUCCGCAACGCUUUCCGGACUGAGCUGGAAUGUCAAGUGAAUGCCACUUGAUUGUUUUCAGGUGGAUUCACUUGACAUUCCAGCUCAGGUUUUUCCGUGCGGGUGUUUGACUGGAAAAGCAGACUAAGGUGAGUACAUGCUUUUUUCUCUUCUCUUGUUAUAAGUUCUUCCCCUGUGAGCGUGCAAGGUCACAGCCAUUUAUGGAAUGCAUGUAGGUGAAAGAAAAAAAGAAAUGAGGUUCAUUCCUUCCCGCUGUCGACAUGCAAUCUUUGUGAUUUUAAAGUGCACCUUCUUAGAUCAUCGCAGUAGAUGAAAUGAAAAAUAAACGAUUGCAAACAGUACAACAUUAUUUUUUUAUUUAGGACAUUGCAUUGCGUUGUAUGUUUUGGAGGACAUUGCUAAUUUACAAGUCGGCUUCACCUAACUUCUACGUGCGUUGCGGGAAGUCAACGUUAGGAAAUGCUCAGUCUUGCUGGAUUGCUUGUUUCUUUGCAUUUCAAUUCAGCGGAACGGUGUUUUUUCUAAUUGUUUGACUUUGGUUCUUCAUAAAACAUAUUUUCCAGUUCAUCGUCUUUGUUGUAACUACUCCGACGAGGUUGAAGGGUCAUCUCACAUUUUGGGCUUGUAAGAUCGACUUCUUCUAAGCAUUUUUUUAGCUUCUCUUUUUCAUUUCAUGUUCGGGUAACAACAGAACACUUCACCUGCACGUCAAUGGCAAACAGGUCAGAAAGAAAGGAAUGUGUCUACCUUCAUUUGUGAGAUGUAGCUAGUCUUCACCCAACUCCUACGUGCAUUGGGGGAAAGCCUACUUUAGGAAAUGUUCAGUCUUGUUACUGCAUGUUUCUUUGCAUUUAAACUUAGCGAAACGGUGUUUUUUUUUUAUCGUUUGAUUUUGCUUUGACAUAAAACAUAUUUUCCAGUUCAUCUUCCUUCUUUUGCUGUAACUACUCCGAAGAGGUUGAAGGGAACAGUUUGAGAUCUUCCUUGACAACAAGGCAAAAAUGUGUGCUAUACAAUGGAGAAGAGGUGGAAAACUUUUUUUUUCAAGUUAAUCCACUCGGGAUUCCAGAUGAAGAUUUUUUUUCUCCGUGAGAGUGUUUGACUGGAAAGACAGACUGUGGUAAGUACAUGGAUUUGCCCUCCUCUUUUGCAAUACAUAUACUAUAUAUAAUGCUUUUCUAUGAACAUGCAAGUCAUUUAUGGAAAUGCAAAUAUGAGGAACGACAAGGUUUCAUGCCUCUCGCUUUCAGUGGCGACAUGCAGGUCUUUGUGAUUUAAGGAAUGCUUUCCUAGCCCAUCACAGGAAGUGAAAACGUUUGCAAACAGUUAAAUUUUUUUUUUAUUUAGAUACAAGGACAGUGAGAUCACAGCCCUUUUAGAUAGUGAGAUUCCAUAGCCAGAGUGAUGUCGACCAAUUGUUCUGCCAAGAGAGUAAAUGUUGCCUGGGCAGCGGCGAAGUUUUAACUCACGUUCUAAGCACAAACAGCAUACAUCUGAGCAUUCGUUAUCGUAAUAGGUCCUUGUAAGAUUGGCUGUCUCUAAGCAUUUUUGCAGCUGGCGUGUUUCGUUUCGUGUUAGGGUAACACCAGAACGCUUCGGUUUACCGUUUUCACUCCAAAUGCGUACCACAAGCAAGUCAGAAGGGCACGAAUGUACAUAAACAUAUUUUUCCAGUUCAGCUUCUUUGCUGCAAUUGCCCUGAUGAAGCUGAAGGGAAGAGGAUGGAAGCUUCGUUAGCUCGAUGAUCACCACAACAAGCAAAAACGUGUGCCACACAACGGAGAAGAGAACACACAAACAUCUAUCCAUGUCUGUUCACUCACAAUGAAAUGAGAGGGCUUAGUACAAAUGUACAUUUUUAUUUCCCUGAUACAUGAGCGGUGAUUAUUUUUUUUAUGCUCCAUUGUGCACCAGUCGAUGUUUGAAGAGGUCAAGUGUUAGCUUGCUGAUGUAGCCUGUUAAGUAGUGCCAACCUUCAGACUCGGCUUGUUCCAUGAAACAUAGACUCUCGGCAGCAAGAUGCAUAGCGUCAACCUCGUCAGCAUAUGUCAAAAUUUCGUCCACGUGACGUGACCAUUCAGCAAGUAAGGCAAAAGUUUUCCAAGUAACCCUGUCAGGAGGUUGAUCUGGCAGCGCUUGAAACAACACCAUAUCCGUCACAAUUUUAAAAGCUUCCACGAGCGAAGUUUUGCCUACUUGUGUUAACCCACAUUCCAAUAUCUCUUUGUAGGAGACGUGUUUGAGACGACACACAGGCUGCAUCCGAAAUUCGUGUGUGUAACCUCUUCUCCAUCUGCCACACACAUCUCUACCUAGCACAGGCUGCUCUUCAUCUGCGUCUGAUGAUGACAACCAUGCGCCAUCAAGCCGAGGAUCAACCUCAGGCCAUGUUGUGUCAUCGGCGGCUGACUUGUCUUGACUGGUCAUUACAAACCAAGUUCAUUCUAUACAGCAAGAGGAGAAAGCAAAUUGUCAACAUAACAGCGAAGCCUCCAUAACACAAGUAAGCUAUGUCAUCCGUCAUGGAAAAGUUGGAUAAACUGAAAAAAUGUGGUGACGGUGAAAUUCAGAAAAUGAGCAACAUACCCAAAAACGAAAAGUUCGAAGUGCUGGACAUUCAGAAAAUUGACACUAUGUAUGGCGAGGCCGUAUACGUGGAGCUCCGCAUGGAAAACGACAAGCCAGUGAAAGUGUAUCUACCUGGACGCUUCAAAAAAUUGUCGGAGGAAGAGCUAGAGGAAAUGCGACUGCUUCCAAAUCUCAAAAUGGAGAAGAAAGAACGGUUUACCAAAGAUGGUAAAAAAGUCAUUUCGCCAGAUAUUAUCUUCACCAAUUCGAAGAGAAAGUGAUGAGAUAUGGUGACGUGUCACUUAUGCUCCCAGCACGAACGGCAGUAUUAUGCAACAGCAUUAGGUCUUCAGAUUCACUUGGCAAAUGUUCACAAUCUUCAAGCCCCCUGCAUUCCUUUUUGUGAGACUUUGUGCACACUGCGAAACUAUACUAAUCGGUUCGAGCUACAUUUACACGACAGGGACGUUAGCGGACAUGAUGUUACAACCUUUUUUCACGAGUACAGACAGUACAUUGCUGAUGUCUUACGACACUUUGGUUUCCCACUGCGCUAUUUUGUAUUGCUUAAAGUGGAACUUGGUCGUCACACGCCAGACGAUGAGUUACAGCUCGAAAUUAGUUUCGUGCCUUCCAAAGUAGUGACAGUAUGGUCAGAGGCAGAUGUAGAACCUUCUAUCACUCAAGUGACUGCUGAAAUAGCACAAAAUUUGGAAAACCUCGAAGUAGAAGGUUCAGGUUUUUUUCUCUUUCGCAUUCAUGCCUGUAUCAUGAACAUUGGACGUUUGAUGCCUCAACUGAUUGGAUGUGCCCAGUUUGAGUUACCGCAAGAAUUGAAGCAUAAGUUUCGUUCUCUGUUGUGUGUGGACUUUGGUUUGCAUGAAGAUGAGCAGAACAUGUGUUUUGCCUUCUCUGUAAUAGCUGCACUGCAUCCUGCUACUGGUUAUCGCAGGCGUAGGGCAUCUUCGUACAGACCAUAUAUUUCUGAGUAUGUUUUUCCGAAAACAUUCCCGGUAGCUUUCCCAAAAGAGGUUGAAGCAUUCGAAAAAAAUAAUGGUAUCAGUAUCAAUGUGUACGCCUACGAAAGGGAAGACAAAUCUCUGUACCCCAUCAAGGUUGUCGAUGACGAGCGUGAGAAACAUGUGGAUCUGUUGCUAAUCGACUCUCAUUUUCUGCUUAUCACAAAUUUUAAUGGAUUAUUUCAACCUAGCGGACGGUUUCAUUGCAAGAGGUGUAUGAUGGGCUUCUCAUCAGACAGAAUCCUCAGUGAUCAUUUAAAGAUGUGUUUGCAUCAGAAGGUUGCUAAGACAAUUUACCCUAAGAAGGGAGAGACGGUAGCAUUUGCCGGGGAACAUCUCAUGUCGGAAGUCCCUUUCUACUGUGUAUAUGAUUUUGAAAGUGUUUUGUCACCUUGUUUGGAGGAAACAAACGUGUAUGAGGAUCACUGUCCUUCCUCAUUUUGCCUUUUGGUUAUACGUGCAUCCGACUCACACGUGUUGCAAAAGCAUCUUUUCCGUGGUCCUAAUUGUGUCACAGUAUUUAUGGAGCUGCUGCGGAAAUUGCAUGACGAAAUUUUAGGAUGGAUACAUGCUUUUGCACCUCUAGAAAUGACUGAAGAGAAUGAGCGUCAACAUACAGCAGCCACUCAUUGUAAUAUCUGCAAAGAAUCCUUUGCUAAAAGACAAAAAGUUCGAGACCAUGACCAUGUAAGCGGAGAAUUUCGACAAACACUAUGUCAGACGUGUAACCUGAAACUGAGAGUGCCACCCAAGAUUCCAAUCAUUGCACAUAAUGCUAACUAUGACAUGAGUUUUCUCCUGUCUCAUUUACAUCUGCUUAAGAAGUCAGACAUCAACGUGAUUGCCACCAGCUGUCAAAAAUUUAAAGCAAUUGACAUCGGCUCUUAUCGAUUCUUGGACAGUUUGAGUUUUCUGAACGCAAGCCUUGAAACACUGGUGAAAAAUCUACGUGAUAAAGGUGAAUCCAACUUUCAAUGCCUUCGCCAGUUUUUUCCAAAUGAGGAACACUUUCAGCUGGUUGUUCGUAAGGGGGUCUUCUGUUAUAACUUUGUCACCAGUUUUGAAGCCUAUGAUGAGCCUUCGCUACCACCUCGAGAUAAGUUCUUUAACAUUUUGAAUGGAACCGAAGUAAGUGAACAAGACUACAACCACGCGCAGAAUGUGUAUGAAAAAUUUCGGCUCAAGAGUCUUGGAGAGUAUUCGGACUUAUACCUUCUGACAGACACACUGCUUUUAGCAGAUGUGUUUCAGAACUUUCGAAAGUGGACACUCGAUGUGCACAAGAUUGAACCGUUUCAUUUUGUAUCCCUUCCAGGAUUAAGCAUGUCUUGUGCACUAAAAAUGAGUCAGGUAGAACUAGAACUAAUUAACGACCCCAACGCGUACCUGCUCAUCGAGAAUGGCUUACGAGGAGGUGUCACACAGUGCUCCCUGAGAAAAGCAACUGCGAAUGUGCCAGGAACAGAACAGUUUGAUCCCGAAAAAGAAAAAAAAAUAAUUAACUACAUUGAUGUAAAUGGCCUGUAUGGAGCAGUCAUGAGAGAACCAUUGCCUUACGGAGGAUUUGAGUGGCUCACUGAGGAGGAAAUUGUUAACUUGGAUAUAGCUCAGAUACGAGAUGAUAGCCCUGUGGGUUACUUUCUUGAGGUAGACCUAGUGUAUGACCGAGCAACUCAUGAACACCACAGAGAUCUUCCCGUUGCCCCUGAAAAAAUGUCCGUUCGUUAUGAGCUAUUGUCAGACUAUCAGAAGGCGCUCAUGAAGAAGUUCAAUCUUCCACAGAAAGCUACCGAAGCAAAACUGUUGCUAACAUUAUUUGAUAAAGAGAGGUACUUUCUCCACUAUCGCAAUUUGCAACUGUAUCUGCAAUUGGGGUUGCGUCUCACUAAAGUUCACAGGGUUCUCAAGUUCAAUCAAAAGCCCUUUCUGCGAUCCUAUGUCGACUUCAAUCACGAACUUCGGAAGCGAGCUACAAACGCAUUUGAGAAACAGCAAUCAAAGCUAAUGAUUAAUAGUGUAUAUGGCAGGACAUGUAUGCAAGUCAGGAAAUUCGUAAAUUGUCGCCUCACAGUAACAGAUGAGCAAGUGUUGAAGCUUCUACGUAAACCAAACUUGAAACAGUUCCGCCCUCUGAGCUCUCACGUCAUCUUGUUCCAAUUUAGUCAGUCUGUUCUUCGCAUGAAGCAACCGCUGUACCUGGGCUUCACAAUAUUGGAAUUGUCUAAGCUGAAGAUGUUUGAUUUUUAUCAUAACCAUCUUCUCCGUGUAGCCCCUGAUACACGACUGCUAUACAUGGACACUGAUUCUUACAUUGUGAUGCUGAGUGACGAUAAAGUACUCCACGAACUAGCUGACGAGCAUCUAGACAACUCUGGAUAUGACCCUGAUCACCCACUCUAUUCGACAAAAAACAGGAUGGUACUAGGAAAGUUUAAAAAUGAGCUUCCUCGUGAUCACAUUCUUGGCUUCUGUUGUCUGAAGCCAAAGCUGUACGCCCUCGAUCUGUGCAGCAAAAAGCAGUACAAUCGCGCUAAGGGUGUUAAACAAUGUGAAGCACAAAAACUCCACUUCUCUAUGUAUACGAAUGCUCUCGAGCAGGGCACAAUGCAUAAAGUUAAACAGAACCUCAUUGUGCACAAGGACAAUGUCAACAAAAGUGUGUCAGUGACAAAAAUAGCCCUCAAUCCACUGGAUACGAAACGCUUCAUUUGUGAUGAUGGAAUUGACACGCUACCUUUUGGCUAUGGUUGAAUUUUUUUAAUGUGUACGGAUUGGUCUCUCUAAUGAAGCGAUGGUGUUGGGGUGUGCACCGUCACGAGGUUUCAUUACAGAGUUGGCAUACGGGAGUAGGAGGGAACUCAUCUGUUAUCACCCCCGCAACAGAUGUUGCCCUUCUAUUCCUGGUCCCACAGAAAAAAAUUGUAAUAAAGAUGUUACAUCCAUAUAGCUAUGGUUUGUCAUAUAUUAGAACAAUGUCAUGUUAGAACCAUGAACUAAAGCUAUUGCAUUAUUCCACAUCUAUGGUUGUCAGUGUGGGAUUACUUACAACUGUGAGUUAGGAGCUAGAGGAUAUUUGUUAGCCACGAGUGAUGACUAAGCUGAGACCUGGUUUGAUGAAUUUCAUGUCUUCCUGAAGUAAUGUGUAGCUCUUGAUGUGAGUGAAAGAGAGACAGUUUGCUUUCCCAUAUUGCUGCAUGCAUUUGCGAUGGAAAUAACAACUGACUUUGUCUGCAAGUCACUGUUUGUAAAUGGACCGUCUCAGACGAAUUUGAUUAUAUGUGUGUGAAAUAACCUGUUUUCUAAGAAUUUGAUUAUAAGAGUAUGUGAUAACCAGUUUCUAAUAGCAUGUAUGUAAUCUAUAACAACGUCUUUGUUUGCAAGUCAGUGUUUGCAAAUAGCCUGUCUCAGAUGAGAGUCACUGUUUGUAAAUGAUCCGUGUCAGAAAAUUUUUGAUUAUACAGUCAAACUUCUUUACAACGAAACUCAGGGGACAGCAAGAAAAAUUCGCAGUAAAGGUAUUUUCGUUAAAAAGGAUGUCCAUUAUUGGACCUAUAGGGCUCCAGCAGGACCGCAAAAAAAUUGCUGUAGUGGUAUUUUCGCUAAAAAAGGUGUUCGCUAUAAAGGAGUUUGACUGCAUGUGUAUGAAAUAACCAGUUUCUAAUAGCAUGUAUGUAAUCAUCAACAAUGUCUUUGUUUGCAAGUCACUGUUUGUAAAUAGCCUAUCUCAGAUGAGAUUUUUUUUUAUUACCAAUGAUUCAUUAUAUAGUGUGCAAAUUAAGUUGACAAAUAAAGCUCUUUUCAGGCAAACUGAAAUUUUAUUGAAUGCUCAUAGUACACUACAGCAUGACAUAUCCUCUGUUUUUCUUGGGAAAUUUUUUCGAACAAGUGUUUCUAUCAAUCUGUCAUUGUGUCUGAAGUUGGUUGGUGAAAACUUCUGAGUGCACUCUUGAAGAGAGAAACCACAGGCUAGAAGACUACCUACAUACAAGCAGUACAGUCCACAUGUAGCAGAUCCAUAUCCCUGAAGUCGUUUUGCAUUGUAGUGAAAGGAAGAUGUUGGGUGAAUAAACUGGUAAAUUUCUUUGCAAACUGGUCGUAUGCCGUAGCUGUCGAAAUAAGAAAUGCUGUUGUUCUUAGAGAUGUAACAUAAGGUCCAGUGUUCUCCAGGAGAGGAUCUAGGAGCUGUGUUUACAACAUACAGCCCUGGUUCAGCUUUUUGACUUGCAAUUUCAUUGCAUGCAAAUGUUCCACGAAACAGUGGCCUUGUGCAGUGAUUUCGAGCAAAGGCUGCAUAAAAUUCCCAUUCCUCCAUUUUUUUUCUAUACGAAUUUGACUCGUCUGUCUUUGUUGAUUUCUAGCACACGAGGUGUUUCUGAAACAAAGAGAACUGUAACAGCCUCUGUAAGAUUUCCACCAAAUGUUAGGGUGAGACGAACAUUGGCUUGUACCACUGGACUCAGCGACUGCACUUCCACAUCUGGAGUGAGAUGGUAGUAGAGCAUAAACGUUUCUUUCUCAUAUGCAGCCGGAGCUAGAGGUAUGUCUUUCCGCUUCAGCUUGUGAAGCAAAUUCAUAUAUCCUUUAGAGUAGAUCGAUCGUUGAAAGUCAAAGUCAUCUGUGUACUGUUGUCCACCAACAUCAAGCACAGCUCUCUUAAGCUUGAAAUUUUCAAGUUUAAAUGGAUUCCUUUGUCUGUUACCCUGGUAGGCUUCACUUCUAACCAUCAAUACUGUCAGCUUUGAGGGAACUCGUUCACUGUAAAGGUCAUCGAAAAUCACUUGAGAUUGAUUUGGAGCAAUUGUCCUGUACUUAAUCUCUAAUCCUCGAAGGAGGUAUGAUGCUGGAGUUGUCUGAAGUCUUCGUUCGAUGCCGACGAGUACACUUGGAGAAACCUGCACACGUCGCAGGUACAACACAAUUCGUGAAAACUCUAUAGUGUGUUUUUCAGUCUCGCUGGCAGGUGCAAGAAGUCGAAAAUCAUCUGUGUUCUGACGAAGGACAACUCUUAUGUCGACUCCAUUGAGAAGAAACUUUUCCUGUUGACAUAUAUCACUGAAGAUAGGGGAAUAAAGAUCGCAGAGUGUCGAACCUUUGGUCCGUUUGUAGCGUGCAAAAAUUCCUUUUGCCUCAACAGGAGCGGCAAAAUUUUCAGAUUCUCCCACUGGAUCUGGUUCGUAGAGCAUUGCAGAGAGGGUGUGAGUUUGAGUAACAUUAUUAGCAUUUGUUAUUAUGUCCAAGUAUGAACGAUAUGCAUAAUUUUCGAAGUUAGAAACCAGUGUCGAAUUAAGGUAGACGUGGACAUGAUGAAAGAGCGAGGAUGCAAAUGCUUGCACAGGUAUCACACUAUCUGGUGUCACUGUACUGCCAACUGUACUUGAUGCUGUAUCUCCAUUUUUCCGUACAAUUUUGCAUUGAAUGUGUAGAAAACUAGACUGCAAGUCAAAGAAUCCACCUCCGAGACCUGGAACAUUAUAUUCGAUUACACCACUUGCUGUAGGGGCAGAAACUGGAAAAAACUCCACAUAUUCUGACUUCUCCAAGGAAAAGUUUGUUGGAGGAAGAGAAAACAGUUCCAAUUGGUUUGUGGUGCAGAGGCAGGAAUUCUUAUGUACUAUUGCGAUGCUAGACAUUUUCUGUAGUAAAAAAAUCGACCUUUCUUCGCUUCUUCAGGGAUUUUACUGACCGACCCACCCUCUUACGUUUGCUUUUAUUGUUGACAGAUUGUUUUCUUUUCCUUCCUUUUCCUCUGAGCCUCUGAAGCAACUCGUCACGUGUUGAAUGGAUUGUACGACCAACUCCUUUCCUUAGAGCUUCUCUAAACGUUGAUCCCUGCUUAACUUCUUCUGCUAUGUGUCGUCCAGUGUCGAGGAGCUUUCGACCCACGUAGGGAGCUACCUUCUUCGUUAGUAUAGGUAUAAACUGCUGCACUAAAUCAGAGAAAUAACCAGAUCCGACUUGAUAAAGAGGAGCUGAAUAAUGUGGCAGUGGUUGAUCACGUUUGCCCGUACCAUAAUGUGCUAUGCAACAGGGUGCCUGUGUUAUAUACAUUUUCGAAAAUGCAGUGUCACUCCAACACGUCCUGAGCCGGCAAUGAAUGGAAUGAAAUCACCUAUCUCGUUUGCCAGUUCGAUUUGAAUGGUGGUCAGUUCUUUUGCUAUCACAUAUUUAUAGUAAAGAUUAGUGAAAGAAUAUGAAAUCACUUCAUUCCGACUCUGCACUCUGAAAGGGAGUAAACGGAGAAGAGGUGCCGUGAUAUCACCGACAGCUUCAUUCUCGAUGAUGUCACUGUAAAUAAAGAUAUAAUUUUGUGCUGGAAAAAGACAGACAUCCCGCUGGGCUACAGCAAAACUUGAGAAGGUUGUCCUUUUUCCGAAUCCAAGCAUCAGAGCCAAAUAUGGAUGAAAUGUGACAUAACCCUCGCUACGACCUUCCAGCUGACAAACUCCAUUGUAUGGAUUAUAAAACAAAACACGUGCACUUUCUGGUAGCCCUAGCUUUGUUCGGUAUGCAUGAUUUAUUGCAUCAACUAGGUCCUUUCCCGACUCGUAAUACCCUUCUGGAAUUUCAUAUUUUGUUGUACGUGAGCGGUACGUGAUUAAAGUAAUUUUUUCUUCUGUAUCCUCUUGAUACUUCAAUACUUUUACUGGUUGACCUUCAUCCACUUCCGAACAUCCAAUAAUCUUUUCAGGAAAACCAAGCUUGGCAGAGAGGGCUAGGCUCAACUCAAGUCCGGUAUUGAGUGGCAGUUGUAGCUCAUAAUGUCCAGUGACACGUAGAAUCCUUGCUUGGCUUUUUAAAUGUUUCGUUAGGAAUUGUCGAAUUGGUAAGAUAAUGUUUUCUCCUGCGCGAAACUUAAUUUGCUCUGUUGUGAGUGUAGGAGCAAAGAGACUAGUUUCAGAUAUAGCGUUAACAGUGUCCGUGACGUUCUUAAUUGCAAACGGGACAUUCACCUCUGUCAGGGCAACUUCCCACUUCCCAUCUAAGUGCACGGGAUGAGCAAGUUUAACUCUGAACUUACUCAUCGUGUUAUUAGGAAAUACAUCGGUGGAAGCGUUUGAGAGUAAAUUGAUGUAGAACUGGUCUGCCAUUUUUUAUUGUUCUGACUAAUCUCCGUUUGCAUGCACCGUUUUUAUAAGACUGAGGCGCGUGCC
This is a messenger RNA of Ornithodoros turicata, 11237 nucleotides long. RefSeq lists its product as uncharacterized. NCBI's taxonomy places the organism in Eukaryota, Metazoa, Arthropoda, Arachnida, Ixodida, Argasidae. The coding region runs from base 3355 to 6837 and encodes 1160 amino acids. Gene Ontology annotation, biological process: DNA replication. The transcript is spliced from 3 exons. The record is from RefSeq and is a predicted model, not a curated record. Gene Ontology annotation, molecular function: nucleotide binding; DNA binding; DNA-directed DNA polymerase activity.